This is a messenger RNA of Cladocopium goreaui, 1361 nucleotides long. The record is from the annotation of a GenBank genome assembly. Lineage: Eukaryota; Dinophyceae; Suessiales; Symbiodiniaceae.
GCUAGUGUACUUUGACCAGGAGCUCAUUGAUGUCUUGGACAGCUUCCUGAAGGUCAAGGGCAUGGAGUUCUCUCCGCAACAGCUGGCAAACGUUGCCUGAGCCAUGGCCACAAUUGGCUGCAAUCACUCUCCAAUCAUAGGUGCAAUUGCUGAAAGUGUUUUGCUAAAGAUCACAGCGAUGAGCCCACAAGGUGUGGCCAACAGCGCCUGAGGCUAUGCCAAGCUCGCUGUGCGACACCAGCGGCUGCUGGACUCCUUGGCCGUCGCAGGUGUCAGGCGAGUUGCGGCCUUCGAUGCUCAGAACCUUUCCAACAUGGCCUGGGCCCAUGCGAAGAUGAGCGUUUCCCAGGAGCCCCUGCUGGACGCCAUCUCAGCGGAAGUUUGCCGGCGCACCUUGGGGCCCAGAGAGUUGGCAAACCUGGCCUGGUGCUUCGCAACUCUUCGAAGGUGCCACGCUCCGCUCUUCGCCGUCCUCGCCGCCGCCGCUGCAACGCUGCCGUCCUGGAAGGCGCUCGACUUAGCCAACGCUGCGCGAGCCUUCGCCGCAGCCAGGGCGUGGCCACCAGUGCUGCAACGGGCGGUGGCGCAACGGAGCGUGGCGUGUCUGGAGCUCAACAUGGAAAGCCAGCCCUUGGUGAACUUGGUGGGUUUGGACCUGCCAGCACCGGAUGGAAAUUACCUCCUCGAGACACUGUUGAGGAGAGUGGAUGCCUUCCACAACGAAUGGAUCAAGGAGGAUCCCUUUUCUCCUUGCAAUGGGAUCUUGCUCCGAUGGCACAUUGACAACUUUGGAAUUCAUGGAACGACCUAUUUGCUAAGCAAAUUGGGGAUCCAGAAGCCGGAGAAGGGCUUCCUUGAAACAGCGGAAGCCUCCACAGCGGCUGUGCAACAGGGAGAAGAUUGGCGACAAGAGCGCUUUUUUGUCAAAGACAGAGUGAGCUGCUAUUUGGAAUACCGGAUUGGUCCUGAGCCAGCUCCAUUAAAAGGUUCCUUCGUCAAGGAGAACCGCUUCCACGGCGAGGGAACGCGCGCUGGGUGCGCUGGUUUGCUUCGGAGCUGGGUAUUGCCCAUCAGUGGCGUGGUGGACAGGAGCCUUUGCGCAGAAUUUCAAGCGCUCUCCGAGCUUUGUGAUCGAUUGGAUGCUGCGCAGAAGGAGCCUCAAGCCACUCUGGCCCAGGAGGUGCUGAAAGGGUCAGGGACCGUGUGCCUUUGGACAUCUAGCGCAUCAUGUCUUUCUUGCGUCAGGGCAAUGCGUCAGUUUCGACGGAUCUUCCCGCAGCUACGCCUGAAGGUUUCGUUUGGACCCAUCAAGGGGACCGAUGCUUGAACGGCAUGAUCCAUGACGGGAAAAGAGACGGCUG